AUGAAAAACCUUACAGCUGUGUGCAAUGGGAAGAGUUUUGGUCAAUCUGGCCAUCUGACUCAACACAGGAGAAUACACACAGGAGAGAAAUCUUAUAGCUGUGAUCAAUGUGGGAAGAGUUUUGGUCAAUCUGGAGAGCUGACAGUGCACCAGAGAACACACACAGGAGAGAAACCUUAUAGCUGUGUUUUAUGUGGGAAGAGUUUUGGUCGAUCUUGCCAUCUGACUCAACACAAGAGGAUACACACAGGAGAGAAACCUUAUAGCUGUGACGAAUGUGGGAAGACUUUUAGUCACUCUGGAGAGCUGACAGUGCACCAGAGAGCACACACAGGAGAGAAACCUUACAUCUGUGUUCAAUGUGGGAAGAGUUUUGGUAGAUCUUUCCAUCUGACUAGACACCAGAGAUUACACACAGGAGAGAAAUCUUACAGCUGUGUUCAAUGUGGGAAGAGUUUUGGACAAUCUGUCCAUCUGACUCAACACCAGAGAAUACACACAGGAGAGAAACCCUAUAGCUGUGGUCAAUGUGGGAAAAGAUGUACUACAUCUGGCUCUUUGACUCUACACCAGCGAACACACACAGGAGAGAAAUCUUAUAGCUGUGAUCAGUGUGACAAGAGAUACUCUGAUAAA
Salvelinus sp. IW2-2015 is the source of this 636-nucleotide messenger RNA. Lineage: Eukaryota; Metazoa; Chordata; Actinopteri; Salmoniformes; Salmonidae. The record is from RefSeq and is a predicted model, not a curated record.